UUAUGUGAAAGUAAUGAAGGGAAAUGGCAAGAAAGUUUUGUUUGGUGAAAAUGUUAUAUUUAUCCCAAAGUUACGGAAUAUUUACAUAAACUUGCAAAGUGAAUUUGUUGUAUAUAACAACCAUUUGAAAUGAGAUUAUCAAGUGAAAGAGGACGCAGAAGGCGAAUAGGCAGUAAAGAUUGGGAUCUGAAUUUAGGACUUUUGGUCCCCUGUUAAUGCCUAAAGUCCUGUGGAAGCUUUCCGACGAGAGUUUAUACUUUUGAGUAAUUUUUUUUAUUUAUUAAAUUGGACAUCGAAAAUUAUUGUGAUAACAAGAAAUAUGACAAAUAUGGACAACAUCACACUUUCUGAGAAUAUCUCCAGUACAGUGUCGGAUGCGGAGGCCUGGAGAGAUUUUUCACAGCAACAUCUCUACAUUAUUCUUCCUGUGACAUUAAUUUACUCCAUCAUCUUCCUCACUGGCGUUCUUGGCAAUGUCAUUACAUGCAUUGUAAUUUCAAACCAUAGAUCAAUGCACACCGCAACAAAUUACUACCUAUUCAGCCUCGCUAUAUCCGAUUUAGUGCUACUCAUUACAGGUCUACCGCAAGAAAUGUACAACACGUGGCACACUUGGGAAGCUCCCUUUCCAUUCAGCGAAACAGUGUGCAUCCUCCAAGGAUUCGCCGCAGAGACAUCAGCCAAUGCAACUGUCCUCACAAUUACAGCAUUUACGGUUGAGAGAUACAUGGCGAUCUGUCACCCAUUUCUCUCGCAUACCAUGUCGAAGCUUUCCCGAGCAAUUAAAUUCAUCCUGGCUAUUUGGGUUAUUUCCAUGUGUAUGGCUGUGCCGCAGACUUGGGAUUUAGGAUUCACCAACGGAGACUACUGCACAUUGAAGCUUGGAGCUUACAAGCAUGUCUUCCUCAUUUCCUCUGUGCUUGUUUUUGCCUUCCCAAUGGUGAUAAUUACAGUGUUGUAUAUUUUAAUUGGGUUGCAACUGCGGAAGUCUAAAGUCGUAACGAGAGGAACUGUUGCCGGUAGCAGUGUCAGAUUGAAGAGCAGCACUUUCAAGCGAAGAGCGCAACAAACUAUCAUUACGACAGUUGAUCAUCAACAACCCUCACCCCAGGCAAUGAAGCGUCUCCAAUCGCAGCCAAACAUGAUUCCAGCAUAUCAAUUUCCCAUAAAUGGUGGGGAUGCAGUUAGUGGGAAUAAUGGGGAUGUCAUGGAGCUCAACAACACUCACAAGAAUCCCACCAAUGGAACAGUCGAUGAGGAAGGUCGGAAGAAUUUCUCAACACGCUCUCACAACUAUGCAUCCCGCCAUGUGGUCAAUAUGCUAGUGGCCGUUGUCGUGGCAUUUUUCAUCUGUUGGGCCCCUCAGCACUCCCAGCGUCUCUACUCCACCUACGCGGGGGAAAACAAUGACAAACAAGUCUUCAUAAUAAUAUACUACACAAUGAACUACACGUCUGGGAUACUCUACUACUUGUCGACGUGUAUCAAUCCAUUCCUCUACAGCAUAAUGAGUUAUAAAUUUCGAGAGGCCUUCAAGGAAACCAUCGUAUUCUCCUUCCAUCGACGCUCACCACCAUCCGGUCGUCAAGCUAGUGCUGAGCCCAUUCUCAAAGGUCAAAGCUGUGGUAUGACAAAUCGUCUAGCAGAUGCAUGCUGUACGGGGCAGAAGAUACCAACUAGAUUGCCACUAAGCACAUUUAUGGGUGCCGUAAAACCCCUCCCUGAGAACUUUCUGCCACGCCAUGUGGAAGCGGAUGGCAUGUGGAGCGAUGGAAAGGAGAUUUUUGCGUUGAAUCAUCCCACACACGCUAUGUCGACAAACACCAUGGAUUACCCACAGACGAAGAGUUUGACCCAUUCAAACCUCCUGACACGUAGCGAUGAGAAUUUACCCCGAUUUGUGCAUGAAGCCACCGAGGAGGGCAUGUACACGUCAGGGCACCAUCAUAUGGGGCAUUUAAGUCAAGCUGUCGGCAUGCAACAAUCCAUAUUUCACACAGUGCAGGAGAAGGCUCAACAAUUUGUAUCGCGACACGUGUACAUUGAUUUUAGUGGACGACGGAGCAAUAGGUCACCCUAUGAUAGCCCCGAAAUGUCCAACAGCUCCAAACAGCUCGAGGAGAAUCUGCAAAAAAUCCUCGAGGACGUUGUUUUGCAUCCCACAAAGCAUGCAAAACCCAAACGACGUGUCACAGAUUUUAUUCGCAUCAACGGUGGUAAGAGUGGUAUUUGCUGCCUCAGUAGUUCCGGCACAUCCAAGGGUAGCAGUGACAAUGGGGAGCAUGACGCAGAGAAGAAGUGCAUGGGCAAGAGCAAGAGUUUGCCAACGUUUUCGCAUUUGAAUGUGGCAGCAACAGGUGGAGAAAGCUCACAGCAGAACUUUUAUCACCACCCACCGGAUGUCUAUGCUUAAGUGCAACGAAUAACGGAUAUGUAGAUAGAUUCCGAUGAAGUGGAGCUUUCGGUACCAGGCGUCUCCACUAAAUAACUACCCUUUUAUGAAGCCGUGCUGUUAGAUUACAUGCGUGCUUUUCCAUUGAUUACAUUUUGGUGUAGACUUUUCUUUUUCAUCCAUUGAAAUCUUUUUUCUGUUGCUUUUUCUUUAAAAGUUUAUUUGUUAAGUUAAAACGACAAAGAAAAUAUUUUAUUAUUGUGUGCGUGUGUUUAAAGUAAUAUUUAAUUUUAUUCUCAUUCCGCACUCACUUAGA
Messenger RNA from Lutzomyia longipalpis, 2708 nucleotides. Its product is annotated as dopamine receptor 2-like. Gene Ontology annotation, biological process: neuropeptide signaling pathway. Lineage: Eukaryota; Metazoa; Arthropoda; Insecta; Diptera; Psychodidae. Bases 320 to 2413 code for a protein of 697 amino acids. Gene Ontology annotation, cellular component: plasma membrane. Gene Ontology annotation, molecular function: neuropeptide receptor activity. The record is from RefSeq and is a predicted model, not a curated record. The transcript has 8 exons.